GGCAGUCAGUCAGUCCCUUGGUGCCUUAGUGAUCACACGCACCCAGUCCUAGCUGGAUACCGAUGAAGUUCCUCUUAGCGGCGGCUGCCCUGUUGGCAGCUCUCACGCAUGGGCAUGAGAUAGACAAACGACAAGCAGAGGACAGAAACAAGAAAGUGGUCUGCUACUACACUAACUGGUCCGUGUACAGGAAGGGACUAGCCAAGUACACACCGCAGAAUAUUAACCCUUAUUUGUGUACCCAUUUGGUCUAUGCCUUUGGUGGCCUCACGGAUGAGUUUGAGAUAAAACCCUUCGAUUCUUACCAGGAUAUUGAACAAGGUGGCUAUGCCAAGUUCAACGGGCUGAAGCAGUACAAUAAGGCCCUCAAAACCCUCCUGGCUAUCGGUGGGUGGAAUGAAGGCUCCGGUCGCUUCAGUGAACUGGUGUCUCUGCCUGAGUUCCGUAAGACCUUCAUCAUCUCAACCAUCAAGCAUCUCAGACGAUACAACUUUGACGGUCUCGAUCUGGACUGGGAGUACCCGGCGUCUCGCGAUGGUUCCGCCCCGGAGGACAGAGAGAACUAUGCGGCGUUGGUCAGGGAACUCAGGGAAGCGUUUAACGACGAAGGCAGCAAGGUGAAACAGCGACGACUACUGCUGACUAUGGCUGUACCUGCUGGCAAGGUCUACAUAGAUAAGGGCUACGAUGUUCCCUCCCUUACCAGAGAUCUGGAUUUCUUUAACAUCCUCAACUAUGACUACCACAGCGCAUACGAACCCACCGUCAACCACCACGCCUCCCUCAUGCCGGCCCCUGGCACCUCUGAGUACGCCUGGAACGCCGAACUCAAUGUGGACUGGACGGUGAAGUACUAUAUCGAGCUGGGCGCCGAACCGCACAAGUUGGUCAUCGGCAUCCCCACCUACGGCCGCUCCUACACCUUGAUUGACGGGAAUUUCACCAAUUUUGGAGCCUCAGCUGACGGGCCGGGCGAGCAGGGAAAAUACACCAAAGAAAACGGUUUUAUGGCUUUCUAUGAGGUUUGUGAGAAUAUCGCCUCUCAUGGCUGGGGUGUACGCAAGCCUUACCCGCGACGCAUCGGCCCUUACGCCUUCUCUGGUAACCAGUGGGUCGGUUAUGAUGACGAGAAGAUUGUGGCGAAGAAGGCUGAGUACGUACGGGAACACAGCCUCGGAGGCAUUAUGUACUGGUCUCUAGACAACGAUGACUUCCGAGGAAUCUGUAACGGCGAGCAGUACCCCCUGGUGGAGGCUGGCAAAAAGGCCCUGUUCACUGAUGCUGAACUGGACGAUUCUGUCAACGAAGCCAGAAACCUCCAGAGGGCCACCUCAGGAAGGGACACGACGGCCUCAGUGUCUGUCCAAGCCACUGACGACACCAGGCGUGGCUCACAACAGACCAGGUUCAAGACCCAAGACACUUCCCGCACGAGAGAACAAGACACUUUCCGUACACGACCACAGCAGCCUGAAGCCCCUGUACGAACCCUCUCGCAAUCAGUGCAAACCCGUACCCGAGGAGGAUCCAGGUUUGGCGGUGGGUCACAGGUGCGCCGCAGAAGACCAGACCGCAUUCAAGACAGCACACGAGCUCCUACAAGCCUCUCCACACGCCUCCAGAACCGCCGACGGCCCAAAAUUACCACGCCCGCGCCCACCACCACGCCCAGUCCCACGAGGCCGCCCACCACCCGCCCACCACCCUCCCGUCGUCCAGCAGGUGUAAAAAGACAACCUGGUACCCGCAGACGGGGCCAUCGAAGAACGACAACCACCAUCAACCCACUGAACACUCCGCCACCACCCACCACACCCAGCCCUGUCUCCAGUUUUGCGUGUAAGCGAGUCGGCUUCUUUCCCAACCCCGACAACUGCCACAAGUACUAUUGGUGCCUUGACUCCGGUGCAUCUGGCCUUGGCACUGUCGCUCACGCCUUUACCUGCCCCUCAGACUUGGUGUUCAGUAAAUCAAUCGAUGGCUGUGAUCACCCGACCCGUGCUAAAUGUUCCACUGAGAAGAAAGGUCGUGGGGGUGCAGCAGCCACUACCCCUGGCCCCAGCACACCUAUCCCCACCACUACCGAGAUCCCUAACGACUAUUCUUACUACGAUGACUUAUAUUACUACGAUGACCAGGACUACUACGUUGAUGAGGUACCUGUUACCCAAGCACCCGAACCUGUAGAAGAGGUUCCCAACACCGUCAGUAGAAGGCGUCAGAACUCUGGAGGCAGCCAGUUCUCGAGCAGCACCUCCGAUUUUGCCAGGGACUCAACUUCUUCGUCGUCGUCCUCCUCCUCCUCCGGGUCUCUUGGCGGACGCUCCAGACCUCAGUACCAACCCAUCGCCCGGGACAGGAGUCCAGCCCCGGUGUCUGCUGCUGAGGAGGCCCAGGAGGCCGAGGUGGCCCAGGAGGCCCCCAGAAGACGUGAUCCCGUCAGAGGUAUAGGAGGUCGUCCACAAUACUCCGCUAUCGAGCGCCCACAAUCCUCCGCUAUCGAGCGCCCACAAUCCUCCGCGAUCGAGCGCCCACAAUCCUCCGCUAUCGAGCGCCCACAAUCCUCCGCUAUCGAGCGUCCAAAAUACUCCACUAUCGAGCGCAGGCGCCCCGCAGCCCAGCCUCAGCCCAUUGAGGAGGAAGGUUUAGCCCGCGAGGCUGAGCCCACGACAGGUGGACGCCAAUACGUCACCAUCGACAGACGACGACGCCCCUCUGCCGCCUCCCCCACCAACGAGGGAGCUACUCCAGCUCUUGAGAUAGAGUCCCCAACUGAACCAACUCUGCAGUACGUGACUAUUUCCCGUGCUCGUGGUACUACAACACCCGCCACCCCAACCCCACCCUCUCCUCAUAGCUCAGAGCCUUCCGUUAGUCCAGCACUUAUAGUACCGACCGCACCCGUCACUCCAAGGUACGUGACGAUACAGCGAGGCAACGUCGAGACACCCGUGGAGGAACAGGUCACCACUAUCGUCUAUGAGGAGACGACCGUCACCCCCGCUCCUGCCGCCGCCGGCACUACUGGCGACGUCACUACCAUUGAGGAUUACUAUUACUACGAUGAUGAUUUCCUCUACGGCGAUCAAAGUUCUUCUGUCCUUGACCUCCCAAGCUCUUCUCCGUCACCACCACUACCACAGACAACCACCACCAGCCCCACAACCACUACUACCACACCACAUACCACUACAACUACCACCACAACCUCUACAACCACCACCACUACAACUGAGCCUCCUACAACAACAACAACAACAACAGCCAAAACACGAACUCGUACCCGUGUGAGAGGUCCUCCGGUAGGGUCGUUAGCUUCACGUUUUGGGUCGUCUGGGAUUGGUGGGACACGUAGGACCUCCUCCACAGGAUCCCCCAUUGCAUCCCUCCCUGACCGAGAUCCCAUACAGGAGAAGGUGAAGGGAAGGAAAAAGGAGGAGGUCCGGGUGUCGGCCAGACGACCCUCUGUCCACCGACCUGGCGGACCCUCCAAGCUACCCCGGAGAAGAGUUGUGGUGAGGAAGAGAGUCGGAGACAACGGCGCUUCUGGUCAAGCUGAAGACCAGACGAGUGGACCAGUGAGGAUCAGGACCCACCCACCCUCCAAAGCACGACCUACCCCUCCUCGGGCAUUUGCUCGCCCACGACCCACCCGCCCACAACAGGAGACCAGCCCACAGCCUGAAACUCGCCAACGCCCGACUCGUCCCUUGGUUGGAAUCAGCCCACGCCCAGCCCGCCCAUUUGCUGAUAGGCCAAGGCCAACGCGCCCAUUGGCUGAGAACCCAAGGCCCACCCGACCACUUUCUGACGGCUCAAGACCCACCAGACCAUUGGUUCAGAUCAGUGCACGUCCAACUCGUCCUUCCCCCCAGCAGGAUGACAAUCUUCCUCGCCCAACCUUAGUAGUAGAUGAAGACCCACAUCCACCAGGCCCUCUGAUCAGCACCUCUGCACCAAUUUCAGUUCCCACCACCCUGCCUUCCGCCUUCACCAAGGAGGAGGCCGUCACAGUGUUCGAGGAGGACGUCUUCCCGGAAACUACCUACGCCCCAGAAACCUCUGUACGACCCACCUUCUCCUCUCUGCUCUCUAAACCCGCACCCACUACGCCCACACCCGUCAUUAUAUCGCGAUCCAGUACUCGUAAAAGGCCUACUCCCCGACUCCCUAACCCUCAACCAGGUACAAGCCCCCGCCCAUUCGCCACAACCACACCUCCACCUCGACGAAGCCCCCGCCCUCCUCGCCCUACCCCCGACGGAGCACCAUUGUCACCGCAGUUAUCUCUCAAGCCAGCAGCCUCGGCCAUCCUCGACCGCCAGGACAACUACGACUACUACUACGAGGACCUGGACGGCGCCCUCACUGGCACUCUGGGUCAGCUGGCGACCCUGACGGAGAAGGCGAAGCUCAUGGCUGACGGUUCCGUCCAGUGUCAUGACACAGGCUAUUUCGCUCACCCAGAUUCCUGCAAGAAAUUUAUAUCUUGCUCCAAGACGGUGAGAGGUCUGGUGAGGGGCUGGGUGUACACCUGUCCGCAGCAGCUGGUGUUCGACCCCGUCGGUGGUAUGUGUAACUGGGCCGAGUCUGUCGAUUGUGAGGGACGCUAAUAAUUCGACGCAAACCAGAAUGAGAGGACAAGCAAAGAACAUCAUAAUUAAGUCAUCAACGAAGGGAACAACCAGAAAUAAGUCACUGGGUAACAGAACUGUAAAAUUAAGUUGCUAAGUUAGAAAAAAGAAGUUGAUAUGUCGCCAAGUAACGUAACUGUAGAGGUACUUAUGUCGUCAUGUUUGGAGACAACAGUCAGUUCUCAGGAUGUGCAACAGCAAAAUUGAAUUACUAGAUUUGUAGACGAGGAGCUUAUCCAGACAAGCUGUGGUACAUCACCAGGUUAUAGAACCAUAAAAUGGCUCGUCGCCAAGUUAACGGAACAAGAUAGCUAUGAUAAAGGUGUUGUGGGGAGCUUCGGAUACAAAAUGAAAGUUAUCCUUAGUAAUAUAAGUAAUCCAUUUUCUAAAACAAUAAUGAGUCCAUUUUCUAUGAUAUCUACGGCACAUAAAACAUACCGAGCUUCACGUAGAUAUUUAUUGUCCGGAAAAAAUUUCUGCCUCCCAUUUUGGCAUUUUUAACACAAAUAUUAUAUACACUUGAAGGCAUGUUUCUACUGAGUGUAUUUUUAAUCAAAUAACCUGUAUAGAACCUAACUGCCUGUAUACGGUCCACUACACAUACAGGAAACUUGUACUGUAUAUUACAUGAGCGAUAAACUUACUACGAUGCUCACACAUAAACACUUCAUGCCAAAUCUCUCUUGAUGGUUUAGUCUUGCACUUUAGUCUCUUCUCUCGAGGAACACAGUGUGAUCUUUUUCUCCGCUGUUGUUGAUGUGUGUAUGAGUGUAAUUUUGAGUCCAGAGUUUUAUAAGACCCUGGAUAAUAUGUUCUAAGUAUGUGUGUCUGUGUUCCUCAAUGCAAAAAAGAAACAUGUGAUCUAAAUUAUUGUAAGGAAGGGUGUGACAGCCCCCACAUUCAUGUUUAUUGUGUAAAUAGCAUUUUAUAAUUAAAGUUCUCCAUAUAA
Messenger RNA from Homarus americanus (American lobster), 5583 nucleotides. Its product is annotated as probable chitinase 10. Gene Ontology annotation, biological process: carbohydrate metabolic process; chitin catabolic process. Gene Ontology annotation, molecular function: chitin binding; chitinase activity. The transcript has 19 exons. The coding region runs from base 63 to 4613 and encodes 1516 amino acids. Lineage: Eukaryota; Metazoa; Arthropoda; Malacostraca; Decapoda; Nephropidae. The record is from RefSeq and is a predicted model, not a curated record. Gene Ontology annotation, cellular component: extracellular region.